Ascoidea rubescens DSM 1968 is the source of this 1269-nucleotide messenger RNA. RefSeq names its product putative oxidoreductase (gene PBR1). The record is from RefSeq and is a predicted model, not a curated record. The transcript has 2 exons. The coding region runs from base 1 to 1269 and encodes 422 amino acids. NCBI's taxonomy places the organism in Eukaryota, Fungi, Ascomycota, Saccharomycetes, Ascoideales, Ascoideaceae.
AUGCCUCUUCACAUUAUAGGAACCAUAUUGGUAGAAGGAACUGAUAAAGUUCCCUACUGGAACCAGAUAAAAGCAAUUACUCCUGUUGUUCUUAGUAUCGCCUCUUUAAAGUACUAUUUUGCUGGCGCUAGAAAUAACUGGGAAAGGGAUUUGCAUGGGAAAGUUUAUAUAAUAACAGGUGGAACUUCUGGUCUUGGGGCUUCAUGUGCCAAAGAAUUAGCUUCUAGAGGUGCUCAACUAGUGUUAUUGGUUCGAAAUUUAAAGGACCAAUGGGUUAUAGACUAUAUCGACGAUCUACGAGAAUCAACAAAAAAUUUUCUAAUUUAUGCCGAGGAAUGUGAUUUAAACUCUUUACACUCCAUCAGAAAAUUUGCUACGAAAUGGUUAGAUACAACUAGCAUCAGGAGAAUUGAUGGUAUUAUAUGCUCUGCAGCUGAAUGUUUACCUAGAGGGAAAUUUAGAAAAUUAUCAGAGGAUGGCAUUGAAAAACAAAUUGCUAUAAACUAUCUAGCAAAUUUCCAUCUACUAAAUUUGCUUUCUCCUGCUUUGAGGUCCCAACCUCCUGAUAGAGAUAUUAGAAUUAUUAUGAUUUCCUGUUUGUCACAAGUAUUUGGUAAAAUUGAUUUAAAUGAUAUAUUAUGGGAAAAAAAAAGAUAUCCAAUUAAUAAACCUUGGAAAGUUUUUGGUUCUUCUAAAUUGAUGCUAGGCUGUUUUGCUCAAGAACUACAAAGAAGGAUUAACAAGUAUGAAAGAAAUGAUAAAUUGCCUUGUAACGUUUCUGUGAAUGUUGUAAACCCGGGCAUGAUGAGAUCUCCUUCAACAAAAAGAUUCAUUAGUUUCGGUACUUUGAUAGGUUUGCUUUUCUAUAUUCUUAUUUAUCCACUAUUAUGGAUUGUACUUAAAUCCACUUAUCAGGGUUCUCAAUCCAUUUUCUUCACCCUAAUGAAUGGUGAGCUUACUCACUCCAAAAAAUUUCAUUUUAUUCAAGAAUGUUCAAUUGUCAAUAAACAAAAGUUUUCAAGAAAGGAGUUAAAUGAUGAAGAAUUGCAAAAAAAAUUAUUUGAUAAGACUAAGGACCUUAUUAAAGACAUUGAAAAGAAAUCUGCAAUUGAAAGGAAAAAACAAAAAAUUUUGCAAAAUAAAAAUAAACCCUUAAAAGAAAAGUUAAAAUCAAAAAGCAAUGCGAAUAAUCCCAGCGUAAACUUGGGAUUCCAAAGAACAAGCAAAACGUUUCUAUUCUUGAUACCAAAGAACUCGGAAACAUUAUGA